AUGGAAACUUCAGCUCUUGUGGAACCUCCAGGACCAACUACUUCGGAUGUGACACCUGGUGUCUCUAGCGAUCAUGUGGAAGGUAAAAUUUUGCUGUUUUUCUUUUAUUUUUAGGCGCAUCUUUUUGUCUAAUUGCUUUAUAUUUCUCUCAGCUAGAAGUCAACACUUCUUAGACCUCGGAUAUUGCUUUUAUUUAUUAAUUUUAUCUUAUUUUAGGAUCAACAAGACAACCAGAUACCGAAGUGUCUCCCCAACCUUCAGAGCCCUCAAAGCCCGCGCCAAAACCAUCGAAUAACCGACAGAACAUGGCCAAACAGAUGCGACAACAGUCUGGACUUGCAUUCCUGCUGAAUCAAAUGCGUUCCGACGAGAAUUCAAGCUCUGAUGUGAAGUCUGACGGAAAAAAUGGCAAUGUAACUAAAGUAAGCGGUAUUUAUUUUUAUUUUUUUACGAUUUUAGGCGGAGAAACGCUCUGCUGAAGCUGUCGGUCAAGAAGAGAGCAAGAAAUCUCGGAUAGAACCGGCAUCAGUGUCUUAUCCAUGGCUAGAUGAGCAGAUUUCAUCUAAAACACCAAGUUUGGAUGCUUCUGGAAGACUCAAGUUUACUGUCUCAGACUGCUUUUGUUCUGGGACAACUCCAAAGUUUGAAUUCGCACAGAAUUGCCCCGAAAAUAAUUAUGUCCGAUCUGUGAAAUAUUCCCCAUGCGGGAAGUAUUUGAUCUCGGAUUCAGAGGACCGACGGGUCCGGAUUUUCGACGUGAACGAAGAUGAUAGUGUAAGUUGCAAUUUUCUUUUUUUUUAUUUCUGUUUUUAGCUAACACUGAGGCACGAGAAAUUAUGUGGCGGACUUAUUUAUCAUACUCAAUGGGCCAGAUCGGGGGAGUAUUUUGGAACGACAAGUACACAUUCACCGAUCCAUAUAUGGGUUCCGAGGACCGCGGAGAAGCUGGCAACCUUUAGAGGGAUGAAUCAUUUGGUGGGUUUGAGUCUUAUUAUUAUUGUCUUUGGUUUUUUAGGACGUGCUGGAACAUGCUUUGGCCUUUGAUUUCACCCUGGAUCAGACGAAAUGUUAUGGUUCGUAUCAUGGGAUCGUUCGGAGGUUCGAUUUCAAUCGUCCUGGACGACAAGUCAGCCAGAUAAAGACUUAUAGUAAGUACUUUUUUUGUUGGAAAUUUCAAUUUUUAGAAAAAAGAGAAGGAGGCCAAAGUUCGAUGCUCCCAAGUCUAACAUUUUCCCCAAUUUUUGACGGGGUCUUUGCUGUUGGAAGCAUCCAGAAUUCGGUCGGAAUUUAUUCGGAUCAGACGAAUUCUUGCGACACUUUUAUUCAGACCGAAGCUGCUGCAAUUGGAAUGCUAAAAUACUCAAAGGAUGGUUAUAGAUUGUUCGUUGGAGGCAAUGCGGUAUGUAAAAAUGUGGGAAAUUUUGCGCUGGGGCAUUUGAUGGUGUUUGAGACUAGAAUUGGCAAUAAAAAUUACAGAUUUGGGGCUCUUUUUGGGAUUUUUGCCUAGUAUAAUAUAAUUUUUAUUCAAAAAUUUUGUAGAAAUAAGUCUCACAAGCUGUAUUAUGGCCUGCAGGUUCUGAAAUAAUCUUGUAAUGGUUUAAUUUUUGUUUUAAAAUACGAAUAUUUAGCCUAUAAUUUUAUCUAGUGCAAUAUAAAUAUUGUUGAAAAGUGAAGAAAACUUGAUUUCGCUGCCUUGUAAAUUUUCUCUAGUUCUUAAAAUAGCUUGCUGUCGAUUGAUUUUUUAUUUUGAAAUACGGGUUGAAUAAAUUUUUUUCCAUUUUUUGCCUACUACAAUAUAAUUUUUUCAGUCUGAUGCCAUUGAAUGCUAUGACACCCGGUUUCCCACCCAAAUCUGGGCCAAAUAUGCCCGACCGGCCGUAACGAACCAACGAAUCCACCUCGACUUGGACUCGGAUGAAAAAUAUUUGUUCAGUGGCUCAACGAACGGCACAAUUUGCAUUUUUGAUCUCAAAAAAUCUCAAAUUUCCCUGGAUGGCUCCGCGUCCGAACCAGUCUUUGUAAUGGAGAAUGCGAGUGAGUCCACAGUGGCUGGGUUGAGUUUACAUCCGUAUAAGGGAGUGAUGGCCACAUCCCAUGGCCAGCGAGUUUUCCCCCCGCCGAGGCUUGAUGGGGAAUUCAUUUUUGAGUCGCAAAACGGAGAAGAGGACUAUAUUAUGCUGAAGAAACCUCUAGACAACUCGAUCAAGGUCUGGAGCUUAGCAUAG
This is a messenger RNA of Bursaphelenchus xylophilus (pine wood nematode), 2225 nucleotides long. Lineage: Eukaryota; Metazoa; Nematoda; Chromadorea; Rhabditida; Aphelenchoididae. The record is from the annotation of a GenBank genome assembly.